UCACUCACAUUUGCCAUGUGGUAAAUAACACUGACUAUGGCAUUCAUCUCUGACUGGACGCAAAUUGGCAGCGAUGUGUUUUACAGAAAACAUGAACUCUACACGAUGGAAUGGGGUGGGGGGAUUAACCUGGGCGACUUCAUGGUUGCUGCAGCAUCUUAUGGGGGUCCCAUAGCCCUUACACGAGAUGAGACCAAAUUUACCAAAACACAGCAGUCAGGAAAGCCCAUAAUUUUCGUCUUUAGCUCAUCAGGGAGGAAAAUUUCAUCCUUUAAGUGGAUGAGUGGCUACCUGCUAUGCCUUGGUUGGUCACGCAGCGAGGACCUGGUGUGUGUGCAGGAGGAUGGCGCUGUGUCACUGUACGACAUGUUUGGCACUUAUCAGCACACCUUCAAUAUGGGACAGGAAGUCAAAGAUACUCAGGUCCAAAGUGCUCAAGUUUUCACCAGCCACCGAGAAACAGGAGUAGCUGUGCUGAGCAAGUCAAACCGUGUAUUCAUAGUUAGCAACAUCUAUGAGCCUCGUACCAGGAAGUAUCCAGAUAUUCCCAGUGGUGUGGUGGAGUGCUGGUGUGUGAUUCGCGAGGAAAGACACACAAACGUCUUAGUCAGUCAAGGAAACAAUUUGCUUCUCCUCAAUCAUCUGGAUCAGCGACCUCAGGCUUUGUACCCUGAAUGGAAUGAACCCGGAGGCUGCAUUGUGGAGAUGGCGGUUUCCAAUAACUCCCGUCAUGUGGCUCUGCUGUCUGACACCGGCAAGCUCUGGAUUGGCUCUUCCGACAUCCGCAUCAAAUACUGUGAAUACGAUGUGAAAAGUCAAGUGAAGCCAAAGCAGAUUGCUUGGUGUGGUACAGGAGCUGUGGUGCUACUGUGGGACAUGACACUAGAAGUAGUCAGUGUUAAUGGUGAUGCCACAAGCUACUACUUAGAUUCUGCAUCACAUUUAGUGCAGGAACCAGAUGGUGUGAGAGUGUUAGGCAGUACUGCUCAUGAUCUUCUACAAAAGGUGCCAUUGGUUGUGACAGAGACCUUAGGCAUUGGCUCUAUGGCUCCUGGCGCUCUCCUCCUUGAAGCAGCCAAAGGUUUCCAGGAGAGGAGCACAAGAGCCAAUGAUUGUCUUGCCAUGAUUAAGGACACUCUGGAGGAGGCAGUUAAUCACUGUCUACAAGCAGCACAACAUGAGUAUCGGCCACAGACUCAGAAAAUGCUGCUUCGAGCUGCAUUGUUUGGAAAAAGCUUCUUGCCAGAGAUCAAUCCAGACCCAUGUAAAAAGGCAAUUUUUACUCUUAGAGUACUCAAUGCAGUUAGGGAUUACAGAGUAGGUUUACCCCUCACUUGGAACCAGCUAGAACAUCUUACCCUCCCCGUGUUACUGGACAGGCUGGUGUUUCGAAGAUUCUUCCCCCUAGCCCUUCAGAUUGCCUCAUAUCUCAAGAUGCCGGAGUCAGAUGGUGCCUCUCGCAUACUGGCACAUUGGGCAUGCUAUAAGGUAUUACAGCCAUCACAGAAAAGCGAUGAACAGAUAGCAAAAGAGAUAAAUAGUAAAUUGGGCUACACGCCAGGGAUAUCAUACACUGACAUUGCUAAUCGAGCGGACCAAGCAGGCAGGAAGCAGCUUGCUAUAAAGUUGAUUGAGUAUGAGUGCAGAGCAAAGGAACAGGUUCUGGUCCUGAUGAGACUAGGGGAAGACCAGACUGCACUGAGACGAGCCCUACAAAGCGGAGAUACUGACCUUAUUUAUACUGUGCUGCAUCACCUGCGGCAGAAACUCUCAUCUGGGGAUUUCUUGAUGUUCAUCCGGAAUUUCCCAGUGGCCCAAUCGCUCCACAUCCGCAGCUGUCGGGAGCUGGACAUGGAGCAGCUGCGUGACAUUUUAGUGCAGGAGGACGACUUCCAUGGGCAAGCUCUCCUUAGAAUCAAAGAAGCUUACAUGUCCAAUAGAACAGAUAUGAGGCAAGCCUCCCUGCAAGGCGCGGCAGAGCUCUUCAGGAAAGCUAAGAAUGAAACUGCUUGUCAGAUGACGGAGGAACAGGUCAAGCUGGUCAGGUGGCAGGUAAGACUGGAAGACAAUCAGCACAAGCCUUACGUUAACAAAUCCCUCUACGAUACUCUGCAUCAGCUGUUAAUCGAUGGCCAAAUUAAAGAAGCCGAGAAGUUGAAAACGGAGUUCAAGAUACCGGAAAGGAGGUAUUGGUGGUCUAGGGUUCUUGCUCACUCCCAGGCUGGCCACUGGGAAGAGCUGUUAAAUUUCUCAAAGAAUAAGAAGAAUCCAAUUGGGUUUGAGCCUUUUGUAGAUGCCUGCUUGAAAAAUGGAAACAAAAGUGAAGCCCAGAAGUAUGCAAUGAAGGUAAAAGAUGAAAAUAAGGUGACAUAUCUCAUCAAAUGUGGACUCUUAGAGGAGGCAGUGAAGGUGGCACAGGAGCAGCGCAGUGCGUCGGGCUUGAGUGAGGUCCUGGCAGCAUGUGGCUCUCAGCACCAGGCUCUCCAGACGAAAAUCCAGGUGCUGCUCAGUGACUCUUCCUUGAGAAAUUAAUCUGGGAAGGACUAGCGAUAAAUAGGGAUUUUUGGAUGGGGAUGCAGGGAAAGGGGGCGACUUUUGAUACUUUUUUCAGAAAUUGUAAUGUGUCAGUAUGAAUUGAUUUUUGGCAUUGUUCGAAACAGAAGCCUUAUAGUGUAAUUGUAAUUUGAUUUCAAAGACAAGUGCAUAUGGUCACACUCACACACACUUGCACACACUCUCACACAAAUAGACAUAUGCUCACACAAACACACACACAAUCACACAAACAGACACACACGCAUACAUAAACACACACACACA
Penaeus monodon (black tiger shrimp) is the source of this 2820-nucleotide messenger RNA. RefSeq names its product vacuolar protein sorting-associated protein 16 homolog (gene Vps16A). NCBI's taxonomy places the organism in Eukaryota, Metazoa, Arthropoda, Malacostraca, Decapoda, Penaeidae. Gene Ontology annotation, molecular function: actin binding. Gene Ontology annotation, cellular component: HOPS complex; lysosomal membrane; endosome. Gene Ontology annotation, biological process: endosomal transport; vacuole fusion, non-autophagic; intracellular protein transport. The transcript is spliced from 19 exons. The record is from RefSeq and is a predicted model, not a curated record. The coding region runs from base 37 to 2532 and encodes 831 amino acids.